Porites evermanni is the source of this 1400-nucleotide messenger RNA. NCBI's taxonomy places the organism in Eukaryota, Metazoa, Cnidaria, Anthozoa, Scleractinia, Poritidae. The record is from the annotation of a GenBank genome assembly.
CACAUUUUUGUUUUCCAGUUUAACUUCCGAGGAAUUAAACUUCACCGAAAAGAACUCUAUACUUCGUUAUCACUAGCCAUUGCUUCGUUUCUUUUUGGAGCCUUAACCAACGACUUUAUUUCGAUUAUUAACGUGGAGAUGCCAGAGAACUCGACUCACGAAUUUACAUUUUCUAUCCUGGUAAGUAUAGGAGAUCGCAAAUGACAAACUUUCGGGAAGUUUCAGGAUCUUUUCCAAACACGCUCAUGUGGUUCGCUGAUGUGUAAGUCUACCCACCCAAUUAAAUAAGCAAUCCAUAUAUAAAAGAGAAAAAAAGAAAUGACAUUUCUGACAGACAUCAUCAAAAACAAAAAAUUCAUUUAAUAGAAGUUCGCUUUGUAUAUUGCCAGGGACAUGGAAUUUCAAGCUGACAUACUUCUGACAUAUUUCUUCUUUUUAUGUCUAAAGUUACUGCACUGUGCAUCUUUUGCAUUGGCUCUCCUUGGCUUCAUUUACAAUAAUCUAGCAGAAAAGGAAAUUGGAACUAAAAUAGGAAAAGUCUCAGUCGGUAAGUUCAGUUCAUUGGCUUCAGUGUGGUAUUAACAGAAGCGAACAGUGGCCGAAUUUAUACUAGAGAUGACCUGGGCCAGCGGCAUAUAUAUACGUCUAACAUGCAUCACAUGAGACGAACCUAAAGCUACGAUACAGUGACGAUAGAACGGGCAACACAAACAUGAAAAUUGUUUUGCAAUAUUGCGCGUUUUACUAGCCACCGACCUGUUUUGCAGCAAAUCAGACUGUUGCAGGUUACUGACAUUUGAUUGGAUAAAAUUAAGCGGGAGUCACACCAGACUUACGUCACUUGCAAUUGCUGCAAAACAAGGUAAAACGCGCGGAAUGUUCAGAUUUUGUCGCAAAACUGAGUAGAGCUACUCUCUACCUGCUGCAACAAAUUUUCGCAACCUGUAACAACCUGAUUUGUUGCAAGACAGGUUUAAAUGUGGCUAGUAAAACGCGCAACAUCUCUUUUCAACUCGUUAGUUUUGCAGCAAUGGUGCACUGUUUUUGUCGCCCCUUUUACCGUAUACCCUAAAGCCGGCUAGCUAGUGAGCGAGACUCUAGUGAUUAAUCUUUAAUCAUUAGCAUCGGGCUCGUUCGUCAUAUAUCAUGGCAUAUGUGAAGUUCGAUGUUUGACAGGGCCUUAACUGUAUGAGAUGCAUAGAAUGAUUUUACUUAACCCAUGAAAUGGAUAGUAGACUACUACGCAGUAUUACACUCCAAUUUCAUUGUUUCCUCUUGUUUCUCUAUCUGAAAAUGUCUUUUUUUUUUCAGCUUUAAAUUUGGGCUUAUUUAUUCCAAGAAUAAUUCUCGAAUUAGUUUUCAUUGAAUUCCGGCCAGAAGAAAUGGCGACAGCAACGUAA